UUUCUGAAUGCUGUGCUUGCCUAGAAAAGUGGAUUGGAUAUCAAUGCAACUGUUACUUCAUUUCCAAAGAAGAAAAAUCUUGGGAAGAAAGCAGAGAUUUCUGUGCCUCUCAGAACUCCAGUCUUCUUCAGCUCAAAACCAGAACUGAAAUGAGUUUUAUGAACGCCAGUCAAAACCUUUUCUGGAUUGGAAUGCAUUUUAGUGAAGAAUUGAAUGCCUGGCUAUGGGAGGAUGGCUCAUUCCCCUUAAAAGAUCUGUAAGUUUCUGGGUAAUGAGGAUU
This is a messenger RNA of Peromyscus maniculatus bairdii (prairie deer mouse), 280 nucleotides long. The record is from RefSeq and is a predicted model, not a curated record. Lineage: Eukaryota; Metazoa; Chordata; Mammalia; Rodentia; Cricetidae.